Molecule: messenger RNA, 3342 nt
Organism: Eublepharis macularius
Lineage: Eukaryota; Metazoa; Chordata; Lepidosauria; Squamata; Eublepharidae
Gene: TXNDC11
Product: thioredoxin domain containing 11
Exons: 12
Coding region: 100-2817 (905 amino acids)
Source: RefSeq, a predicted model, not a curated record
AGACGACGUGUGCGAGCGUGAGGGGCCCGCUGGGCCGCCCGUCCCGCCUCUCGGCUGGCUGGGCUGGACUAGGCCGGGCCGGGCCAGGCCAGGGUGGGGAUGUCGGCCUGCGGAGGCCCCGCCGGUCUCGCCUCGCCCUCGCCUCAGCGCCGCCGCCGCCGCGCCUCCCGCAUGGCCCGCCGGCCGGAGCUGCUGUGCGGCGCCGCGGUGGUGCUGGCCUGCGUCUUCCUUGUCGCCCUCAAAGUCACUUGCAGCCGUGCAAAAGAUGUGACAAUGCCAGCAAAGCUUCCGGUCAACUUCUUCUCCUCGACGUCUCCAGUCCUUGAUUUUUUCCUGGGGCAGCUAGACCGUGCAGAACUUGUCCGCCAAGACUCAGAAGUCAGUUUGUUUUUCUUCUAUGCCCCAUGGUGCGGACAGUCCAUUGCAGCAAGGGAAGACAUUGAGAAAGUGGCAAGCAGCCUGGCAGACCAGGUGUUGUUUGUGGCCAUCAACUGCUGGUGGAAUCAGGGGAAAUGCCGGAAACAGAAACACUUCUUCUACUUUCCAGUGAUAUAUUUGUACCAUCGGAGCUUUGGGCCCAUUGAAUACAAAGGGCCACUGAAUGCAGUUUACCUUGAAAAAUUUGUCCGACGUGUGAUGACACCACUGCUUUAUAUUUCAACCCAGUCAAAGCUGCAGCAGUUUCUCUCCAGUUAUGAGCCUGGAGUCUUAGGAUAUUUUGAGUUCAAUGCUUCGCCCCAGCCUCCAGGUUACCUGACAUUCUUCACUUCAGCCUUGUAUUCCUUAAAUAAAGAUUACCUUGGGACAAUCCACUUUGGAGUGAUCACAGAUAAGUCGAUUGCAAAAGAAAUCCCGUUGAUGAACUCAGGAAGUGUCUACUUGCACAGACAUGUCAAUUCCUCUCUGUUCUAUCCAAGCGAAGCCAUGAACUACACCGCUGAAAAUAUUUGCAGGUGGGCCCUAGAGAACCAAGAGACGUUCGUCCGCUGGCUGAGACCUCAUGGAGGGAAAAGUCUUUUGCUGAACAACGAGCUAAAAAAGGGCCCAGCACUUUUCCUGUUUUUUCCUUUUGACCCGUUAGUAGAAAAUCAGCCACUUGUCGAUGAGAUUUCCAGGAUGGCUUUGGCCUACAACAGCUGCAACAGAAGCCACCAAAGAAGGCUAGGGGCAGAAAGCUCAAGAGGAGGAGAGCCACCAGAGGCUGCCGCCACCCCUCUCCAGCCAGUGGAGGCUUUCCCCAUAUCUGAGUCCCCAUGCUGCAACACCGUGGUGCUUCCUCCUCAGUUACACACCAUCUCCCGGACCCACAAUGUCUGUGAACUGUGCAUCAACCAGACUGUUGGGGUCAAGCCAAGCCACCUCAGCGGGCUGCACUGCAGCUUCUUCGAGAUUGAGGCGGCCCUGGACUCUUUCUACCUCAAGGAACGGACCUUUUUCCAGGUCGUGUCCAAGACAGCCUCUUUAUGCAGUAACUUCCUCAGUUUUUACAGCCCUUUUAGCUACUACACUGCGUGCUGCCGAACGGUGAACAGGGGCAUGCUGAGUUUCUUUGGCUCCAAAAAGACCACUGUCCUGUCCCUGGAAAUGGCAUUUUCUUCUCAUGGGAAGAACUGGAAAGAGGAGCCCCCCCAUUCUAUUCCUCACAUUGAGGACAGGAACGGUCUCUUGGAAAGUUCCAUCCCUGGCUCUGAUGUCACUGGCCUGAGCUGCCGGACCAACAAGACCUUAAACCUUUACCUGCUGGACUCCAAUCUCUUCUGGAUGUAUGCGGAGCGACUUGGGGCACCAAGGCUCACUACCACAAAGGAGUUUGCUGCCAUUGUGGACCUCAAAGAAGACUCCCACUACGUCCUAGAUCAGAGCCGGGCCCUGGGCAGGUCUCAUCUAGAAACCUUUAUUCAAAACUACAGUGUUCUGUACAGCCCCUUGAAAAGGCACCUUGUGGGUAGAUCGACGUCCGUCCACUUUUGGGCUCUGCACAGAAUCAGAGAAGUUGCCACAGACACUUUUCACGAGGUUGUGUUGAGGAGUGACAAGGAUGUCUUGCUGCUGUAUUAUGCUCCGUGGUGCGGUUUCUGCAUGGCACUCAAUCACAUCUUCAUUCAGCUUGCUCGGAUCCUGCCUGAUAACUUCCUUGUGGCAAGGGUUGAUGUUUCUCAGAAUGACCUUCCCUGGGAAUUCAUGACUGACCACCUACCAAACAUUCUGCUUUUUCCUCGUCAGAGGAAGGACCGAAGCGUGAAAUUCCCUGAAGACUUCCCAGUCAACCUUCCCAACCUUCUUAAAUUCCUCCUCCGUCACUCGAGCCCCCCGUCCUCCUCCUCUGCGGCUGGCUCUGAGCCCUGCCUCCAGCAAAGCCGCCUCUCUCUCUUGGAGAGGGAGGUUCAGAAACUGCGAGCAGAAAUCCAGGCUCUCCGGGAAGCUCAAGCAGUGCUCCGAGGGCGGCUUUCAGAAGCCAGGAAGGAAGAGCAGAGGCUCCAGCAGGAGGCCCACCUCUUGAAGACACAGCAUGGAGCCCUGCAGAGCCACCAGGAGGAGGUGCAGGGACUCUAUGACCAGAAGGCAAGGGAGCUGGAGGAAGUGGCUGGCAAGCUGCGAGAGCUGGCUGAGGCCUCCAAGACCCUUCUAGCCGAGAACACGUUGCUUAAAGUCCUGCUGGCUUCGGUGGAGAGGAAACUGGGGGAGAAGGUAGAGCCAGAGAUCACCCUUACGCAGGAGGAGGCAGGUCUAGUUGUCCCGGCUGCAGAAAAGAAUGACAACGCUCACCUAGAUGCCAGAAUAGCUUCGGAACACAACAAAGAAAACUGGACAGAGUAACUCCUGAAAACGGAGAGGUGUAGGGGCAGCGGGAGCCAUAAAAUCAAGUGUGACUCUUGAGGGAGAAGAUCUUUAUGCAAAUUUUAUUGAAUUUUCAUUGUAAAGAUUUUUUUGAUGGACAAGAAAGGGAGGCGGGGGGGGGAGAGAGAGAAUCAGAAAUAUUUUUAUAACAAAUUAACCAGAUCCGGUGUUCGGCCCACAAGGUUGACCCUGAUCCACAAACUUCUUUUGCACUUUCCUAUUGCACUAAUUUGAUAGUUUUUGUACUGAUGUCACCUAACUAGCUGUAUGGAAGGGGAGGGGGCAUGUGAUAUUUCCCCGGCCCUCCAGUCCCAGUCAGGACCAGUUUUGGGCUGCAUCAGCUUACAAGAAAAAUCUUAAUUUAUGCUUUCUUUGAAAUGUCUGGUCACCUUUGAUGCUUUUGUUUACACAACUGGAGAGCUGCAUCAAGUGUGUGUGUUUUGGUAAAACGGAAUCUGGGGAAAAAUUAAAGGGGGUGGUCCCCCCCCCUUGUUAUUCUCUUUU